Sphaeroforma arctica JP610 is the source of this 780-nucleotide messenger RNA. RefSeq lists its product as hypothetical. The transcript has a single exon. Lineage: Eukaryota; Ichthyosporea; Ichthyophonida. The record is from RefSeq and is a predicted model, not a curated record. The annotation marks the transcript as partial.
UUAUCGGAAAUAGAUCGCGCCCGACGCUUUGCCUUUAUCGGCUCUUUAUUUAUUCCAUUUUUAUGUAUAUUUACAUUGUAUUGUCGAAAGGCAGAGAAACGAUCACAUACAUGGUCUACUAGUCUGAGCAGGACGCCGACUUAUCAGUACUGAAGUGGCCGGAUAUACCAACAGUCAAGGACUCGUCCAAUUUCGGGUGUCAUUCAUGCACACACAUACGUGCACACACACACACACACAUACACGUAUGUGUACACACAUUUACACACAACAUUUGCAACAUCCAUCCCAGUAAACCGCAUAUACGUGGUACACCUAUCUAAGUUGUCUUACAUUCCUACGUGUAUAACUUCAAUAUUUUCGCAACAUAUACUCCGCCAUGUCGAUCUUCAAUCGAUCGCAAAGCAUGGAAUCAGGUGUCACCAACGACACAACCACCACCACACUCUCACCAAGUCAUCAUAAAUCACCGUUCCAACGCUCAAUAAGCAGUGUAAGCCCGCGGAAACUCUCCAAGGACAAACCUAAGAAGAAGCACAGCAUGUCACGUGUAGGCACAUUCAAGAAAGGUUUGACAGGCAAAAGCAGUCCCGCCACGGCAAACAGGCAAAGAGCAGACAGUGAAAUGGCUAGCGUGGGAUCAUCGAGUGACAAUGAUGUGUAUGAAGGUGCUGACGGUGUCAGUGUUCCCACUGAGGUCAGUAUUGAACUCUUCACAGGAUCGAAUUUCCCAUCUGGGAACGGGCCGGUGUUGUUCAAGGCGAAGAAUAAAACAAAGGU